UAAUGUCCUUUUCAUUUGUCUCAAUGAAAGUAAAAAAUGAGCUGGUUGGCAACCUGAGAAAUUUUCGACAGAAAAUGACGAAUAUUAGAGUCCUACUGAUUCUACUGCUACUGCCGGCGGCGGCGUUUCUUCUGCCCGGUGCAGCAGAAUCCGGCAGCGGUCAAUCGUUAGUGGAAUGGGAGAUCCUGUCGAAGCUGAACUACUCUUCCCAGAUUCGCCUCCAUCCCCAUCUUCUUCUUUUGGUCACUGUCCCUUGGUCUGGUGAGUCUCGGUCCCUUAUGAAGGAAUUGGCUGAUGUAGUUGCUCAUGACCAAGGGAGAUUUGGUUCACUGAAGCUGAUGGUAUUAUAUAGGAGCAGUGAGAGAAUGCUGGCAGAUGCAGUUGGAGCUGAUGAGGGAAUAACAAUAUUUUAUUAUCAUCACUCACACCCCCACAAGUAUCUGGGAAGACUUCGAGUGCAGAACAUAUUGUCAUCUUUAUAUUAUGUUAUGUCACUGUUGCCAGAACAGCUUCCAUUCAAAAUUUUAAAGACACCCGAAGACUUAGAAAAUUUUCUUGGUUCAACUGAUAAGGCUUUGAUUCUUUCUGAAUUUUGUGGAUGGACCCAGAAAUUGCUAGCUAAAGGUGGCAAUAACAACAGCGAACGUGGUUUUGGAUUUCACGAACAGUUUAAUGGAACAAUUGCAGCUAAAGAGAAUGAAAAUCAGGGAUUGGAAAAUGCGAAUAUGGAUUGCGGUGUUGACAAUCGAUUUAGUGACAUGCCUUGGCUUAGCGAGUUUACCUCAGCAAACAAUAGUGCUUUCCUCGCGGCUGAGAAUAUGAGCCUUAAUAGUGGGGCUUCCUGUAAAAUUGAUGAAUUCCAACAUUUCGAAUCAUUCUUACCAAAGUUUUUAACUGUUGCGAGAGACUUAUUUCUUCCUCCUGAAAGGCUAAGAUUCGGUCUGGUUCUUGAUAGAGCGUUGCUUUCAUCACUGAACAUUAAGGAUUCUGGAUCAUGGCUGGUGACAUUGCAUUUUGCUGGAUGCCUCAGUUGUUUGAAGGUUCUCAGAGAAGGUGAUGAUCUCAAAGCUUUUGCCAAAAUUCAAGCUUGGCCAGUUGCAGAGCUGGAGGAUGAUGUGGAUGAUCUUGAGAAUGCUCUUCCAGCAAAUAAGCCAUCGGUUGUUCUUUUCAUUGAUAGAUCGUCUGACUCCUUUAGAAUCAGAGAAAAGAGCAGGAAGGCUCUUGAUUCAUUUAGAGAGUUUGCCCUGAAAAUUCAGAUGUCAAAUGAAAUGAGUGAACCAAAAGCAUUCAGAUCGCAAAAGACAUCUCUUAAGGCUUUUCAAGCAUCAAGAAGUACUUCCAAACACCCUAAAGUAGGGCUUUUGUCAGCAUCUCAAAAAAUAAAUAUCAAAGACAAGAUGUCAAUUGUUGUAUUGAACCAGGGAAAACAAGUCAUCCUGGAAGAUCUGGUUUCGGGACUACAGGGGAGUACAUUGCAUGAAGUCUUGGCAUAUGCACUUCAGCAAAAGAAGGAAGUGAAAUUGAGCUCACUUGCGAAAGAUGCAGGAUUUCAACUUUUAUCUGAAGAUUUUGACAUCAAAACUGUUCAAGCUUUACCAGGUCAAACAGAAGUUCAGUCGAACAAGGCUUCGGAGCUCCUUGUGGAAGGUGUUUCUGAAGGUAUUAUUGAUCCAGAUAAAAAAGCAAAGCUGCAUGAAGAUGCCAUUUUGGGGAAGCAAUACAAUGAACAAUCUGAAUCAAAUAAAGCCAAGCCUUCUCACGUUAGCCAAAAAGAUGCUGAAACUAUAUUGGUGCACACGGAAGUCCAGUCAGAUGAACUUUGUCCUUUAGAAGGUGCUCUAGUAGGGCCUAUUGAUUCAGGUAAGGAUCAAAUGCUGCAUGUUGACGAAGGGAAACACAUCGAACAAAUGAAACCUGUUAAUACUGAAUUGCAAAAUGAUGAGAACAAUUUACUUGAAGAUGAAAGUUCACAAAAAUCUGUAAACUUUGGUCAUGAUGGUAUGAUGGAGGUUGCUAAUAGUCCUAGUGCAGAGGAAACAGUCGAGAAGCUGGAUGAGCAGAAUGAAAAGAGAAACUUCAGAUCUUCCUUCUUCUUUCUGGAUGGUCACUAUAGACGACUUAGAGCUCUGACGUCAGGUUCAAAUAUACCAUCUGUGGUACUAAUUGAUCCCACUUCGCAGCAACACUAUGUUUUAAGCGAGCAAACAGAUUUCAGCUGCACUUUGCUAUCUGAAUUUCUUGAUGGCUUUCUCAAUGGAAGUCUUCAUCCAUAUCAACAGUCUGAGCAUGUUGUUCCAACAAUUAGGGAUGCUCCAAUUCCACCAUUUGUUAAUCUGGAUUUUCACGAGGCUGAUUCUAUCCCUCGAGUGACAGUGCAUAUGUUCAAUGAGCUGGUCUUUUAUAAUCAGCCUGAUUCCAAAAAUGCUGGUAAUUCUCGAGAUAGGGAUGUUUUGGUUCUUUUCAGCAAUAGCUGGUGUGGGUUUUGCCAGAGGAUGGAACUGGUUGUUCGUGAAGUGUAUCGUGCAAUCAAGGGAUAUACUAAAACCCUAAGGAAUGGGUUUAAGAAUGAGAAACUGUCAUUGAAUAGGGAUGAGGCGAGCAAUGCGAACCUGAAGUUUCCAAUGAUCUACUUGAUGGAUUGUACAUUAAAUGACUGCAGCCCAAUCCUGAAAUCUGCGGCUCAGAGGGAACUUUAUCCAUCUCUACUAUUAUUUCCAGCUGGGAGGAAGAAAGCUAUCCCUUAUGGUGGAGAUAUAGUAGUAUCUAACAUCAUUGACUUUCUUGCUCACAACGGGGGCCACUUUUACGGUCUUCUUCAGGAGAAAGGUAUACUGUGGAGUGAAGGUGAACCAGGGAUAAAUCAUAACAUGAAUGCAGAAGCUCCUCCAUUUAAGAACUUACCGCAUGAAAUAAUACUUCAAGAAGGACCACCAACGUUAGAUGUUCAGUUCAGCGAAAAUAGAGCUCCUCUUAGUAGCUCCGCGAAAACAUCCUUUCAUGUGAUUGUUGGUUCCAUCCUUGUUGCUACGGAGAAGCUUCUAAAUGUUCACCCAUUCGAUGGAUCGAAAGUACUUGUUGUGAAAGUGAAUCAAAGCACAGGAUUUCAAGGUCUGAUUGUCAACAAACAUAUCAGCUGGGACUCGCUUGAUGAACUUGAAGAUAACUUACAGCUUCUGAAGGAGGCUCCUCUAUCUUUCGGUGGCCCUGUUAUGAAACGUGGAAUGCCUCUCGUUUCAUUGUCCAGAAAGUAUAUUGUUAAUCAGUCCAUGGAAGUAUUACCAAAUGUUUAUUUUCUUGACCAUAGGGCCACAAUAAGCAUCAUAGAAGAGCUAAGGCUAGGAAACCAGUCUAUCCAUGAUUUCUGGUUCUUUUUGGGAUUUUCGAGUUGGGGUUGGGGCCAGCUAUUUGAUGAAAUUUCUGAAGGAGCUUGGAUUGUUAGAAAUCAUGAUGAGGAGCAAAUUGAUGGGGCUUGGAGAUGACCUAGAUCUUCUGGAUCAGGUUAAAUUGCUGAAUUAGGUAUUUCUUUCAAGAGUCUAAAGUGCGACAUUAUUAGAGUUUAACAAUAGAAUUUGAUUUACAAUAGGCAGUGACUAUCACAAGAGUUUGCAUAGGUGUAUAAAGAUAAAACAACAUUCAAAUAUCCUAAUGUGGUCUGCUUUUUGUACCGAUAUCUUUCA
Messenger RNA from Nicotiana tabacum (common tobacco), 3677 nucleotides. RefSeq lists its product as uncharacterized. Lineage: Eukaryota; Viridiplantae; Streptophyta; Magnoliopsida; Solanales; Solanaceae. The record is from RefSeq and is a predicted model, not a curated record.